Molecule: messenger RNA, 237 nt
Organism: Aphanomyces astaci
Lineage: Eukaryota; Oomycota; Saprolegniomycetes; Saprolegniales; Verrucalvaceae
Exons: 2
Coding region: 1-237 (78 amino acids)
Source: RefSeq, a predicted model, not a curated record
AUGACCGACAAAUUCACGUUCGAAUCAUCUACGAAGCUCAAGGCUGAUGGCAGUACCGCGUAUCGUAUUGCCCCAGGAGUGUACGCAUCCGACCGCAACGAGGCGGAUGAUCUUGUUGCGCUCUCCUACAUCCAACUCAGCAUCCACGGCGACCACCUAAAAUACACGCACGCCUCGUCCAAGACUUACCAAACGUGGGAAGCCCUCCGCGCCAUCUAUGAAGCGCAUCCGAAGUGA